AUGGACGCGUUUAACGCCAGCGGAAUGGACACGUUCACGGUGAUCCACCUGAAUUCCUCCUGGAGUCUGGACAGUGGAUACUCUUUGGCAGCGAUAGCCAGCAUUGCCGCCCUCGUAAGUUUUCUCAUCCUCUUUACCGUUGUUGGAAAUAUUCUGGUGGUUAUUGCGGUGUUGACGAGCAGGGCGCUGAAAGCCCCGCAGAACCUUUUUCUGGUGUCUCUGGCCACCGCGGACAUCCUGGUCGCCACUUUGGUGAUGCCGUUUUCUCUGGCCAAUGAACUUAUGGGCUAUUGGUAUUUUGGAAAAGUUUGGUGCGGUAUUUAUCUGGCUUUGGAUGUUUUGUUCUGCACUUCGUCCAUUGUUCAUCUGUGCGCAAUAAGCCUGGACCGGUACUGGUCCGUUACGCAGGCUGUAGAGUACAACCUGAAGCGGACUCCGAAACGCGUCAAGUGCAUCAUCCUAAUCGUGUGGCUUAUAUCCGCUUUUAUCUCAUCUCCUCCUCUCAUAUCUAUAGACAGCAACAGUGAUAUCAGCUCUCAGCCUCAGUGCGAGCUGAAUGAUGAUACUUGGUACAUCCUCUCCUCCAGCAUCGCCUCCUUCUUCGCUCCGUGCUUAAUCAUGAUCCUAGUGUAUAUCAGAAUAUACCAAGUGGCCAAAACCAGAACCAGAAGCAUGUCGGGAAAAAAGCCCAGGCCAGAUGGUGUCACACAAACUGAGAAUGGACUGAGCAAAGCCACCUCCCCUUUCCACGGUGAGAAGGAGAACGGUCACUGUCAGUGCCCACCUACACCCAGCCAUCGCACCGUCACCAUCGGGCAACAGACUGAGGAUGCUGACAUGGAGGAGAGCUCCUCCUCAGAGGGCAAAGGUCACAAACCCCAGCAACAGGACUCCCAGAGAGCCAAGAGGGCCGGCCAAAAGAAAAGCUCCCUCUCCAAACACUCCACUCGCAUCUCCAGAGUCAGCAACAAAUCCAUAGACCUCUUUGCCUCCAGGAGGAAACGCCGCCGGAGCUCCUUAGCCAGGAAAAAGGUCUCACAAGCCAGGGAAAAGAGGUUUACAUUUGUCCUGGCUGUGGUCAUGGGGGUGUUUGUUGUGUGCUGGUUCCCCUUUUUCUUUAGCUACAGCCUGUACGGAGUGUGCAGGGACUCCUGUAAGAUCCCAGACCCGCUCUUUAAAUUCUUCUUCUGGAUUGGCUACUGCAACAGCUCCCUGAACCCUGCCAUCUACACCAUCUUCAACCGGGACUUCAGACGGGCAUUCCAGAAGAUCCUCUGCAAGUCGUGGAAAAAGUCCUUUUAG
Molecule: messenger RNA, 1302 nt
Organism: Chelmon rostratus (copperband butterflyfish)
Lineage: Eukaryota; Metazoa; Chordata; Actinopteri; Chaetodontiformes; Chaetodontidae
Product: alpha-2 adrenergic receptor
Exons: 1
Coding region: 1-1302 (433 amino acids)
Biological process (GO): platelet activation; regulation of smooth muscle contraction; regulation of vasoconstriction
Cellular component (GO): membrane
Molecular function (GO): alpha2-adrenergic receptor activity
Source: RefSeq, a predicted model, not a curated record